UAUUCAGAUAAAAAAAAAUAAAAUAUAUUUUAUUUAAAAUGGGUACCGCAAAUCUGGAGAUGCCGGAGUUGAUCUCCAUGAGCGGUCGCACCAAUCAUUUAGCAUUGCCCGACGUGAAGCGCAUUACGGAAAAAAACAAAUUUAUGAGCGAAUCAAAGAAUACAAGUAUUGAGAAACUAACGGAAUUUAUUGCUGGACAAGAGCAGCAGUGCCUGGAUAUUACGAAUCUGUUAAAGGAGCAGGUCAAAUUGAAGAUGGAUGCUUUGCGGCAGGUGAAGGAGGAUAUGCUAGACCUUCAGCGUCAGCUAAAAGCCCCAGAUGCCGCUCAACGCUUCACCAAAGGCCACAAGGUGCUGGUCAAGUUCUGCGAUGAGACGGAGAUGAACGAAUACGAAGUGCCCGAUGCCCUGGCACGCUACAGCCUAAAGAUGAGUGGCCUCUAUGGCGAAAUCCUGGCACUCGAUAGCGAUGUCGACUAUGUGGGCUAUCUGGCGAGCAUUGCUAAGGUGAACAAGGAGUAUGUCGAGGAUUGGUAUAAGCGCGAUAAAAUCAACAAGGGAAAGUUGGCAAUCGUUAAGCCGAAAGCACUGUGAAGUAUAUCACUUUAUGUAUACUUAUAUGCAUAUUUAUUUAUAUAUGUAUACAAAUAUGUUAUAUGUUAAUUUGAAACAUUUUUCAACAGUUUCGAUCAAAUUCAAUAUUGUAUUAUAUGAGGGCCGAACGGGUACCAUAUAUACGUGUUGUACACUAAACUGGAAAUGAUAACAAA
Molecule: messenger RNA, 769 nt
Organism: Drosophila arizonae
Lineage: Eukaryota; Metazoa; Arthropoda; Insecta; Diptera; Drosophilidae
Source: RefSeq, a predicted model, not a curated record